This is a messenger RNA of Penicillium angulare, 2898 nucleotides long. Its product is annotated as non-ribosomal peptide synthetase. Bases 1 to 2898 code for a protein of 965 amino acids. Gene Ontology annotation, biological process: secondary metabolic process; biosynthetic process. Gene Ontology annotation, molecular function: CoA-ligase activity. The record is from RefSeq and is a predicted model, not a curated record. The transcript has a single exon. Lineage: Eukaryota; Fungi; Ascomycota; Eurotiomycetes; Eurotiales; Aspergillaceae.
AUGUUGUCUCCUUCCGCUGUUGCCCCUUCCUUAGAUAAAUUAGGAAUUGGGGAAAUCUUUGCACAAGCACCAGAAAGACCCAGUCAGAGGGACCUUUCGUCAAACGAGGGUGAAUGUUUAUUAGACACUCUACAGAGAGCUGCGACAGGCUCGGCCGGUAUUACAUUCUAUAAGACAAAUGGCUCUACAGAAAUGGUCUCAGAGCGAGUAACCUAUCGAGAGUUGCUUGAUCAGGCCUGGCGUGACGCUGUAUGUCUGCAGAUGCUCAGAGAGGAUUGCCAAGAGCAUACAGUUUUCUUAUUACAUUUUGAUACACACGAGGAGAACAUCCGCUGGUUUUGGGCUGUGACGGCAGCUGGCUACUUGCCCUGUAUUGUCCCAAAAUUUGCUUCUUCCGACCAACGACGAAUUUCCCAAGCAGAACACAUCCUGCGAUUACUCGACGGACCGAUAAUUCUUACCAAUAGCCGUAUGUCAUGUGCCUUUUCGGGUGUCAAAGCACCAAAUCUCUACCUCGCGGACGACCUUACGUCCAAUGGCCAAUCUUCGAGCAUGGCUCUUGCACCACUCGCACGAAAUCAGCCAAAUCAUGACUUAGGAGCUCUAAUGCUUACCUCCGGUAGCACAGGAUUCUCCAAGGCUGUCUGCUUGCGCCAAUCACAAAUGCUAGCAGCAGUGGCUGGUAAGGCAGCGCACUGUCGAUCCACACCCCAGGAUGUCUUUAUGAGCUGGAUUGCGCUGGAUCAUGUAGUCAAUCUUGUUGAGAUGCAUCUCCAUGCCAUGCAAUUGGGCGCAGAGCAAGUGCAGGUAUCUACCCAGGAGGUACUGAAAGAUCCACUUCUGUUUCUUGAGUUAGUUGACAGGCACCGCGUGUCUCUCAGUUUUGCUCCUAAUUUCUUCUUGGCGCUGUUAUCUGAUCGUGUUUGUGAGUCGGACUUUGGGAAUGAGGCGCCCGCUUGGGAUUUGUCAUGCCUACGCUGCGUAUUUUCUGGCGGAGAAGCCACUGUACGUCAGAUGGCAGCGGAUAUUUCUCGUGACCUUCAACGUUUUGGAGCCCAGCCAUUCAUUCGUGCUGGUUAUGGGUUGACGGAGUCCUGUGCUGGCAUGAUCUGGGAUGUGAUUGAUCAUACUGUUGACGAGCUCUACAAUACCCCGGGCGAGUUCCUCACCUGCGGUCUACCCAUUUCUGGGGUACAGAUGCGCGUUAUUAGCGAUGUUAGUGGGAAAGAAGCAAAGCCAUGUGAAGAGGGUGUUUUGCAGCUGCGUGGGCCUGUGAUGUUCCGGGAAUACUAUCGCGAUCCGUCAGCCACAAGCGCGGCUUUCACAAACGAUGGCUGGUUCAUUACAGGGGACAAUUCCUACCUGGAUGACAAAGGACAACUUUAUAUAACUGGACGAACCAAGGACACAUUGCUGAUAAAUGGACUUACAAUUUUUUCUGUCGAGGUUGAGCACAGCAUUGAACAAGCACUCAUUCCGGGUGUCACGCCGAGCUAUACUUUGGUCUUCGCCCACCGACCCGCUGGGGCUGUGACUGAAUCUUAUUGCGUCAUCUACCUACCCAGUUACAAUCCAGAUGACAGCGAAGCAAGGGUACAAACUACGGAUGCCAUCGAGCGCAUUGCCAGUCUAGUGGUACAUGUCAAACCGGCAGCAAUACUACCCAUUUCCCGCAGCUACUUCGAGAAGUCUUCUCUAGGGAAGUUAUCUCGUGCUCAUUACAAGCGUCUGUUUGAGAAUGGAACACUUGACCAAGAAAAAAACUUCCAUGUAUCUCGUCUCCAGGCAUAUCGUCAAGCCCAUCGCCAGCCGCCGUCGUCUCCCAUUGAAGAAAAGAUCUUAGAUUUGGUAUGCGCUCGCCUGGCUUUAGAGCCCAGCGAGGUCAGUGUCACAUCGAACCUAUUCCAGCUAGGUCUCUCCUCUCUCGACUUCUACACAACUACACAAGAUCUUCACCGCACGUUUGAUUGCCAUAUCACUCUUCCAGAUCUUCUUGCCGACCCUUCCAUCUCCGGCCUUGCAUACCGUGUUUCAAAUCGCGCCAGCCAUACCAGCACCGAAUAUAAUCCAAUCAUACCUCUCCAACCACAUGGCUCAAAGACGCCCCUCUGGCUCGUUCAUCCAGCUUCUGGUAAUGUUCUCAUUUUCACGGCUCUCGCGCGCGCCUUUCACGACCGACCCGUCUACGCGUUCCGUGCUCGUGGUACCCAACCAGGCGAGCCCUUAUUUACCAGUAUAAGCGAGAUGGCUGAUACAUACGCUGCCGCUCUUCUUGAAAAGCAGCCGAAGGGCCCAUAUGCUCUCGCUGGAUACUCUCUCGGUAGUAGCAUUGCGUUCGAGGUCGUGAAACGCCUUGAAGCUACUGGGGCAGAGGUCCGCUUCUUUGGAACAUUAGAUGGACCGCCCGAUGUUGCCACGUUAGUGGGCAAGCUCACAUGGACAGAAGCCUUGGUCAUGAUAGGCUACUUCUAUGAAUUGAUUUCAGAGCAGAGAUGUAUACAGCUGAUGCCAGAGCUGCGAGAUCAAGACACUGGUGCCGCUUUGGAUAUUGUUCUUGGUGAGGCUGACCCACAUAGAGUUAAGGUCUUAGGUCUGGAGAGGUCCGAGUUAAUCCAUGUAACGGAUGUUACUCAUGGAUUCUGCCAUGCAGCCGGCAAGUGGGCAGCUAGUGGAUAUGUGCAAUGCGCUGUCGAUAUUUUUGCGGUGGAGCCAUUGUUGACAGUCACAAAUCAGAAGGAUGUGUGGAUUAAUGAUUAUCUUGGACAGUGGCAAGCGUUGAGCACGCGCGGUAUGGAUGUACAUUUGUGUGAAGGACGCCAUGCAGAUAUGCUAGGGCCUAAAUUUGUGAAUUCUUUAGCAUUGAUUUUGAGGAGAGUAUUAUCUGAGAGGGGAGUUUAG